GCCCGUUCUGUGGCAAUCGGCUUGCGCCGAUUUGUUUACUUUCUCACAACCAGCAUUCAGCAUUGCCGCUCAUCUCACCUACACGAAUUCGGGGCUUCGGCUUUGGCGAAACUUAUGGACAUAGUACCAAGACGUGACGUCGUCUGUCAGCAAGUGUUCAGACCUUAUUGUAAGCGGCAGAAAUGGCUGAUAAUGAUGAUCUUUUGGAUUACGAGGAUGAGGAAAAUCCCGAACAGUCCGUUGUGGACGGGACUGGGGAUGCGACUUCCAAAAAGGAAGUUAAGGGUACAUAUGUAUCUAUCCACAGUUCUGGUUUCCGGGACUUUCUUCUAAAGCCAGAAAUCUUGCGAGCCAUUGUAGAUUGUGGUUUUGAACAUCCUUCAGAAGUUCAACAUGAAUGUAUCCCUCAAGCAGUUCUUGGUAUGGACAUUCUGUGCCAAGCCAAAUCUGGUAUGGGAAAGACUGCAGUGUUUGUUCUAGCCACAUUACAACAAUUGGAACCAACUGAAAAUCAAGUAUACGUUCUUGUUAUGUGUCAUACAAGAGAACUGGCUUUUCAGAUCAGCAAAGAGUACGAGAGAUUUUCCAAAUAUAUGCCUCAAACAAAGAUCUUAUUCCAAACAGUUGCUAUCCAUUCUCCAAGCUUGAGGUGUGCCAAGAGUGAGGACAUGGUUUUCUUGGAAGUAAGUGUUCAUAAGGUUGUCAGAGACUAUCCUGGAGUUGUUUGUUUACAACAUCAAUCAUUUGAAAUUGAGGAUUCAUCCCUCCAGGAGGUUGGGGUAUUUUUCGGAGGUUUGCCGAUCCAAAAAGAUGAGGAGGUGCUGAAAACCAGUUGCCCACAUAUUGUUGUUGGGACACCUGGCAGAAUUUUGGCUCUUGUUAGAUCCAAAAAACUAAAUUUAAAACACUUAAAACAUUUCAUUCUUGAUGAAUGUGAUAAAAUGUUAGAAUUACUUGAUAUGAGGCGUGACGUGCAAGAAAUCUUUCGUAACACUCCACAUGGCAAGCAAGUGAUGAUGUUCAGUGCAACAUUGAGUAAGGAGAUACGGCCUGUGUGCAAGAAGUUCAUGCAAGAUGUAAUUGCUCUUCGUUAUCUACCAUUUAUAACUUAGUUCCACUCAUUUGACCAGUCAGCUUCAAAUUCCCGGGAGAAUUUUCUGUUGGAAUUCUGAAAUGGCUAAUCGCAUCAUAGUCCUGAAUAUCCCUGGGUAUUCCAUGAGCCUAGUAGCACCUCUCAUCCACCAUAUGCUCUGCAUUACCAGUCCAAGUUUUAUCGGUGUUUCAUACCUCCUAUGUUCCUAAAUCUUCACUACUAUUUCUGCAACAUCCUACAAACCUGUCAGCAUCCAGCACUGUAGCACAUCGUUAGAGGGCUUGGGGAAGUAUGCAUUAUAACCGAAAGGGGCUGGGGGGAAUGAAAGAAGAGAAGAAAAGAAGAGAGAAGAUCUCAAGAAAGAAGAACUCAAGAAAAGAAGAAUUUAGGCGUGGGGGUUGGGUUGCUACACAUCCACAUCUUUUAAGUGGAAUUAUUCAACUAUCCCAGUGUUAAUUACUGCCGGCUACAGUGCUCCCCCAAUUCGCUAGGCGGUCGUUGAAGCUGCUCUUCGUCCUUUUGAAGAUGUGACGCCCUGUAAGAUGCAUCGCUGAAUCCACUUGUGGCUUCUGUGCAUCUAUGGUACAAGAGGGUCAGUGGUUCAACUGCCACUUCCAUGGACAAAACCGUAUGUAAAACGUAGUGAUAAAUGAUUAUUAAUGGGAGUUAGGUUGGGGGGUUAAACAGUUCUACAUGGUGAAAGCGGUAUUGGAGAAUAUACUUGUUUUUUGUUUUAUUUGGAAGCAGAGCAGGCAUGACACAUCAGGCAGGUUGUGCAUAUAUGUCCUAGAGGCAGGGUCAUACUAGCUUGAGGUUAGUAUGUUAUGUUGGGACCUCGCCCUCCUGGAGAAAGACUGGUGUUGUGUACCUUUUUACCUCUUCCUUCACCACCUUCUUCAUUGUUUAGCUGUAAUAGCUUAUUUCUUUACACCUCAGGUUUUGCAGAGUGUGACUGGUUAUUAAAAUAUUCACCCACCAUUGUGAUUUCCUUUAUAUCCUUUAGUGUAAUGAAUUUUCUAAAGCCUCUGAAGCAUUGAAUUUAUGGAUAGUUUUUAAUCUUAAUCACAAUUUUACCAGAUCUGUGGAAGUAUCUUCGGAUACCCUUUUAUGUGAGGUUGUUUCGGGUGGGAUGGGCAAUUUUAUCUAAACUUGUUUGCUACACUUUCUUACUUCUCAGCCUAUGGAGGUCUACGUUGAUGAUGAGGCAAAGCUCACCCUUCAUGGUUUACAACAGCAUUAUGUGAAGUUAAAGGAGAACGAGAAGAAUAAAAAAUUAUUUGAGUUACUUGAUAUUUUAGAAUUCAAUCAGGUAUGUAUGAAAGAAAAUUUAUUCUGAGGUUAGCUUUAGAUAUCAUAUGUUCUCACAGAUUCACUUUUCAGGUUGUAAUAUUUGUGAAAUCUGUUCAACGGUGUAUGGCUCUAGCCCAAUUACUCAUUGAACAGAACUUUCCUGCAAUUGCUAUUCACAGAGGAAUGACCCAAGAGGAAAGAUUAUCUCGUUAUCAACAAUUUAAGGAUUUCCAAAAGAGAAUAUUGGUUGCAACUAACCUUUUUGGCAGAGGUAUGGACAUUGAAAGAGUAAACAUAGUCUUUAACUAUGAUAUGCCAGAAGAUUCUGACACAUACCUACAUCGGGUUGCAAGAGCUGGUCGUUUUGGCACCAAGGGCCUUGCGAUUACUCUAGUGAGCGAUGAAGGAGAUGCCAAAAUUUUAAAUGAAGUACAAGAUCGUUUUGAUGUUAAUAUUACUGAAUUACCAGAUGAAAUUGAUCUUUCAUCAUAUAUUGAAGGUCGCUAAAAUGUUUUUAAAGAAUUAUUUUUAAGUAUGGUGGACUGCAAAUUUCUGAGCAGUUGUCAAGAUGCUCAUGAUAAGUGUGUACUACUGUGAAGUUGAGUGAAUGUACUUGUGAAUUUAUUUCAAAUGAGAUGAGACAUAAAUGUGUACUGUAACUUCAGUUUUAUGUAAAUAGUUUCUCCAUUGACUUUUUAUUUAGUGAAAGUAGUCAGCUUAUGCUGCUUUGUGGUGUAUUGCAUUUAAUUAGUAAUAUUUGUCAAAAUCUUACAUUCCCAUUUGAACAAUAGUUUACAAGAUGUAAUGGUCUCACUGUGAAUGUUAAGAUUAAUCUAAACUGACAGAAUUUUGUAAUAUCUAUUUGGUUCAUAAUACACUUCAAAAUACU
This is a messenger RNA of Gryllus bimaculatus (two-spotted cricket), 3272 nucleotides long. NCBI's taxonomy places the organism in Eukaryota, Metazoa, Arthropoda, Insecta, Orthoptera, Gryllidae. The record is from the annotation of a GenBank genome assembly.